Paramuricea clavata is the source of this 301-nucleotide messenger RNA. Lineage: Eukaryota; Metazoa; Cnidaria; Anthozoa; Malacalcyonacea; Plexauridae. The record is from the annotation of a GenBank genome assembly.
AUUACUAAUGUUAUUGACAAAAAACAAAAUGAGGACAUUCUCAAGUCUGUCCAGGUAAUGCAGCAUGCACAACAAGGUCGGGAUCGGGAAGUCAAUUCAGAAGGGAGAUAUUGUUGUCGAGCACAAGGCUGUCCAAAAACAUUUGCACAUGAUGGUAAACUAAGAAGUGAGCACGAAGCCAGUCACAACCCUCCUGUUGUUGUUGAUAAGUGUCCAUCUGAUGCAUUUGUUAUCAACUCCAACAGAAGUGAGGAGGACAGAGAUGAUAUGUUAGCAUACCAAAAAGCUCUUUUGGAUUAUG